AUGACUACCUCUAUCAUUGCAUCUUCCGUGGCGGAUGCACCGCAAGCAACAACCCUUGUGUUUGGCGGUCACAUUGGCACACAGAGCAAAAAAUCACUAGAGAAGCCAGUAAAGCAAUUCCUCAGCGGGCCCAACGGAAAAUGGAUACUAGAGGCCGUCAGUGGGUUGCCGCAGUACUGGGCAGCCCUGGUGGAAAAGAUUCCGGAGAUUGCCGGCACAGUCUCAGGUGCCGAAUUGCUCAAAGAUUUCGACUCAUGGCUACGAAACGGUAUCUCGGCGGGCGACCUGCUCGCCUCCGAAACAGAACUGCCAAACAUACUCAUCGGGCCGCUGAUGGUGGCCAUCCAGCUGGACCAAUACUGGCGGUAUCUGGAAUUUCGGCUGGAUGACGUUGCCAUCUCAGAUCCCCAAGCAGAACUCGUCCGACAACAGCAGCAGCAGCAGCAGCGACAGACCACCAUCCGCCCUGUGGAAACGCUGGGCUUCUGCGCUGGCCUCAUCAGCGCCGUGGCAGUGGCGAGUUCUCACGAUAGGGCUGAGUUCGAAAAGUACGGCGCCGUGGCAGUGCGCAUCGGCAUGUUGAUGGCAGCUCUGGUAGACGCGCGCGAGUCUCGAGACGAGGCCAGAGGCAUGGGCGGAUCGGUGUCGUUUGGGACAGCAUGGCGUAGCGGCAGCAAGCAAGGCACCGACAUGGCGAGCAUCGUGUCGUCGCUGACGCCGGACGCAUAUGUAUCGGUGCUCUUCGAUGAGGCGCGCGCUACAGUGACGACUUCUGAACGUGUAGCUCCGACGCUGGUGCGGAGACUUCGGGCUGCCGGUGUCACGGCGGUUCCACUCCCGUUCAAGGGCCACAUGCAUACGCCGGGGGUGGAGCGGAAGCGGCAGACGGAGGCGCUGAUCGAGCUGUGCCGGGUGGGGCCGAAGAGCGCCGGACUUCAGUUCCCAGUGGCGGCCCGGCUGGCGCUGCCGACAUUCAGCAACUCGGCAGACGGCUCUCAUGUAUCUCCUGACGAGACGGAUCUCACAGGGAUGGUGCUGCGGGCGAUUUUGACGCAGCAAUUCGAUUGGGCUGGGACGAUGUCGAAGCUGCUGUCGGCGUCGGCGACGACGCAUAAGGAGGUAUCUCUGGUGGCUUUUGGGCUGGACCAGUGCAUUCCGCCAACAAUAACGCGGAAGUUUGGGCCAAAGCAGGCACACUAUGAGCAGCUGGUGAACCACAUUGAGAGUCGGAAGCUUCAAAAGAUCUCGUCGGCUUUGGCUACGGCCAACGGCACAACCAUUUCGGCAAACACCUUAACAGUCAAGGAUGAACCCCAAACAUCAGUAGCGCCAGGAAAAUCUGCCGAGGAAGUCAUCGCCAUUGUGGGCAUGUCUAUCAAAGCGUCCGGGGCUGAUGACCUCGAGGAAUUCGCAACGAUGCUCAAAACGGGCAAGUCGCAGCAUGAGCUGAUCACGGCGGAGCGGAUGACGCCAGAUAUGCUCUUCCGGGAGGCAGGGGAGGACCCGAAGAAAAAGAAGAACUACUACGGUAACUUCUUACGUGACUCAGAUGCUUUUGACCAUAAAUUCUUCAAGAAGAGCCCUCGUGAGUCCCAAGCAAUGGAUCCACAAAGCCGCCUAGCGAUGCAGGUAGCAUACCAGGCAGUCGAGCAGUCUGGAUACUUCACGGAGCCCAAAUUGACGAGCAAAGAACGAGAACACAUCGGUAGCUACCUGGGCGUGUGCGGCGUUGAUUACGAGCAGAACACGGCCUGUCAUGCAGCGAGCGCAUUCACUGCUACGGGCGCCUUACGUAGUUUUAUCACUGGCCGGAUCGCGCACUUCUUUGGCUGGACGGGUCCCGCAAUGACCUUCGAUACGGCGUGUUCGUCGUCAACAGUAGCUUUGCACACUGCCUGCCGCGACCUGCUGUCUGGCGAGGUGACGGCGUCGUUAGUAGGCGGCGUUAAUAUUAUGACUAGUAUGCAAUGGAUGCAGAACCUCAGCGCUGGCAGCUUCCUAAGUCCGACAGGUCAAUGCAAGCCGUUUGACGCUGAGGCCGACGGCUACUGCCGGGGAGAGGGAGUCGCUUUCGUCUUCCUCAAGAAGUUGUCGGAUGCCGAGGCCGCCGGCAAUACGGUGCUGGGCACGAUCCGGGCGACGGCGGUAUAUCAGAACCUCAAUAUCACGCCGCUGUUCGUGCCCAACGUACCAUCACUGUCACAGUUAUUCAAGGACGUGAUCCGCAAGGCCGGCGUCGACCUGGCCGAAAUUUCCUUGGUCGAGGCCCACGGCACUGGCACAGCGGUCGGUGACCCGGCCGAGUACGAGAGCGUCAAACUGGCGCUGGCCAGCCCACGGCGUGAUACUGUCGUGCCUAUAGGCUCAGUUAAAGGCCAUGUAGGUCACACGGAGGGUGCUUCUGGAAUGAUUGCACUGGUAAAAGUGCUCAUGAUGAUGCGUGACAACUUCAUCCCGCCUCAGGCCAGCUUUACACGCAUGAAUCCGCACACCCACGCCUCGCCGGCCGACAUGAUAGAGGUGGUGACGGAGCUGCGGCCGUGGCCCGCCGAACGUAAGAUCGCUCUGCUUAACAACUACGGCGCCUGCGGUUCCAACGCCAGUGUUGUCAUCGACUACUCGGCCCCUAAGGCUUUGGACAAGCGCUUGCAAGCUCAGACAGCAAUAGAGACCCGGCAGCCGUUCUGGAUCCCCGGAUUCGACGCCCGCAGUAUCGCUGCCUAUAGCAAAGCACUGACUGCAUACCUCCGUGGCCGCACCGGAGACAAGAAAGUAAACCUAGCCGACGUGGCGUUUAACAUGGCCCGCCAGUCGAAUCCCAGCUUGCCUCAAGGGCUGAUUUUCAGCUGCCAGUCGUUAGAAGAGCUACAGGGAAAGCUGGCCCAGGCUGCUGCGGCUACUAAAGAAACAGCUGCCGCCGCUGGUAUCACUGCAUCUAAGUCGGAGCGGCCGGUCGUGUUAUGCUUCGGUGGCCAAGUUUCGACAUUUGUCGGACUAGGCCGCGCGUUAUACGAGAGGGUCGCUGUCUUGCGACACCACCUGGAUGCUUGUGAUUCGGCUGCCACGGCGGCAGGCUUAUCUAGCAUUUUCCCUGCCAUAUUUUCGCGCGAGCCCAUCCGUGACACUGUCCAGUUACAGACGGCGCUGUUCGCUAUGCAGUACGCCAGCGCGCGGACGUGGAUGGACUGUGGGCUGGCCUCGAAGAUCGUGUCCGUCGUGGGCCACAGCUUCGGCGAGAUCACGGCGCUCUGCGUGGCCGGUGUGCUGAGCCUCGACGACACAGUUCGGCUGGUUGCCGGCCGUGCAAAGCUGGUGCGUGAUGCCUGGGGGCCAGAUUCAGGGGCAAUGAUGGCCGUCGAGGCAGACGAGACUGUCGUCCAUGAUCUGCUGAGGGAGGCCAACUUGAACGGCGAUGGCUCAGCCAGCAUCGCUUGCUACAACGGCCCUCGCAGCUUCACACUGGCCGGUACGACUAAGGCAAUCGACGCCGUGGCCGCCACUCUUGCUAGCAACAGCAAGUUUGCUGGAGGUGGCAUCAAGAGCAAACGGCUCAACGUGACCAAUGCUUUCCACUCGGUGCUAGUGGAGCAGCUUGUCGACGACCUUGGAAAAGUCGGCCGGGAUCUUACUUUCCAUGACGCUGUGAUCCCAAUUGAACGGGCUACUGAGAAUGAGUCGGCAAGCUCGCUGGACUGGACCUUUGUGCCUUCACACAUGCGCCAGCCUGUCUUCUUCAACCACGCUGUACAGCGGCUGGCCAAGAAACACCCACAGGCUAUCUUUCUCGAAGCUGGAUCCAACUCCACGAUCACGAUGAUGGCGAGCCGCGCGCUGGCCCAAGUCAAUUAUGCCAGCAAUAACACACUCGCUUUCCAGGCUGUAUCCAUCACUAACACUGAAAAGGGUCUCAACGGACUCGCAGAUGCUACGGUAGCGCUGUGGAAGCAGGGCUUGCGCGUGACCUUCUGGCCGCAUCAUCAUUCCCAGGCGGGCGAGUAUGUGCAACUGCUUCUGCCGCCGUACCAAUUCGACAAGUCACGCCACUGGCUAGAGGUAAAGUCGCCGAUGGAAGCUGUUACCAAAGCAGCCCAGGCCAUGAUUGCUGCGGCGGGAGUCUCUACUGCAGGAGUUGGACGUGUUACUGAGGUGGAAGACCCUAAGAAGCUGCCCCUCUGGACAUUCAUCAGCUAUCAGGAGGCCAAAGGAAACAAGAAGUUGGCCCGCUUCCGGAUCAACACGAGCUCAGACUCGUAUCAGCGCUUGUUUGCAUCCCACGUUAUUGCCCAGACGGCGCCCAUCUGUCCGGCAACACUCGAGAUCGACAUAGCCAUCGAAGCACUCUUCAGCCUCAAUCCGAACUGGCGGGCUUCUGGCUACUCUCCCACGAUUCAUGAUCUCAUCACUCACACACCAGUAUGUGCCAACUCGACGCGUAUCUUCUACAUGGAUCUGUCACCGUUGGACAAGGCCGAAACAAAGUGGCACUUUAACUUACACAGCGUCACGGGCAACGGUGGUGACUCCCAGGCCCACGCCGAGGCCACAGUCCGCAUGCACGCGCCAACUGAUGCCUCCUAUUUGCAAAAGUUUAGUCGUUAUGAGCGUCUAGUCAGCCACGCUCAGUGUGAGGCCCUUCUGAAGCUUGGCCUUGACAGCGACGGCGUCGAGGUGCUACAGGGCCGUAACGUAUACCGCGCCUUCACCGAAGUCGUUGAUUUCGGGCCGGUCUACCGCGGCGUCAAGUAUGUGGUCGGCCGCGAUGGUGAGAGCGCUGGUGUAGUUCAUAAACGCCACGAGGGUCAUACCUGGCUCGACGUGCCCAUGAGCGACUCGUUCGGCCAAAUCGCCGGCAUUCACGUGAAUUUGCUGACCGACGACCUAUCGCCAGCCGACAUGUUCGUUGCUACCGGUUGCGAGUUGUUGAUGCGAUCGCCAAAGGCUCAACCGGAGAUUUCUGGCAAAGAGAACGGCCCUGGUGUCUGGCACGUUCUCGCCCGUCACGAGCGCCAGUCUGACAAGGCGUAUACAACGGAUGUCUUCAUCUUUGAUGCCUCUACCGGCGCGUUGACAGACAUCAUGCUGGGUCUGCAGUACGCACGUGUAUCUAAGGCGUCCAUGAGCAAGAUCCUCACGCGCUUCACAGCGGACCAAGAGUUCCUUAGGAAACCAACAGGGGCGAUUGCUGCGACUCCUGCUGCUUCUCAUCCACCCCCCGUCACUGUUGCUGUUCCCGCCCCUGUUCUCGAUGGCACCAAAACAAGUGCAAAACCGAAGAAGACAAAGCAAAAGGGCUUCGACAUUACUGAUGCCGUCCGCAACCUGGUGGCUGAUGUCUCCGGCAUCGAGGCUAGCGAGAUAACACUCGACAGCGAGAUGGCCGAAGUAGGCAUCGACUCGCUUAUGGGCAUGGAGCUGGCUCGUGAGGUUGAGAAUAAAUUUAAGUGUACACUCAACCAAGCCGAGAUGAUGGAAGCAGUCAGCCUCCGCCAAUUUGUCGCCUGCGUCGCAAAGGCAUUGGGCAGCACUGAGGGAGAUGUCGGAACAGAAAAUGCCGAGCAAGACUCAGAUACUGCUGACAGCGACUCGGCCGUGGAGUUUAUGCGGUCGGACGAGACUGAUGACACGGCCUCUGAUAUCACUACACCAGAGCCUGAAGAGGCAUCUGCUUUCCGCAAGCCCGGCUCACUGUCAGUCGGCCCCGCCACCAGCAAUCUGGCCCUCAAUGCCUCCGACAUCCUCGAGUGCUUCGGCCAUGUUAAGUUGACGACUGACGAUAAAAUUCGCGAGUUUGGCAUCGAUAGCAUCGCCCGUGUUGGCCUGGCUGGCAGCAAUAAACUCUGUACAGCCCUUGUCGUCGAGGCUUUUGAUGAGCUUGGGUCGCCACUGAGGACAGCUACUCCAGGGCAGCUGCUGGAUCGCGUAGCCUUCUUGCCGCAGCAUGGCCGAAUGAUGGAAUGGGUUUAUGGCUUCCUGGAGCGUGAGGCACGUUUGAUAGAUAUUGACACGGUAACAGGCCAGAUCACACGCACACAUGUGGCCGUGCCGCGCAAGACCAGCGCCGAGCUGCUCGACGAAAUGAUCGCCGCGCAUCCCGAGUCCGCCAUCCCCAACCGCCUGGCCUACUAUGCCGGCAAACACCUGGCUGGCGUCCUCAGCGGCGCUACUGAUGGUAUCCGAGUCAUAUUUGGCAGUGCUGAGGGUCGUCGGUUGGUCCAGACCAUGUACUGCGACUACGCCUUCAACCGCAUGCACUAUGAGCAGAUGGCAGAGGUCGUCACCAGAUUAUCAAGCCGCCUGAACCAGACCGGUGAAACUCUGAAGGUUCUCGAAAUGGGUGGCGGCACCGGUGGUACAACAAACGUGAUGGCUCCGUUACUGGCGUCCCUAGGCAUCCCCGUCGAAUACACCUUCACGGACCUGUCGCCGUCCAUGGUGGCCAACGCGCGCCGCAAGUUCGCUGAGCAGCACCCGUUUAUGCGCUUCGCCGUACACGAUAUUGAGAAGCCGCCAGCCGCAGAGCUCCUAGGACAGCAUCUAGUCUUGGCCAGCAAUGCUAUCCAUGCUACUCGCAGCUUGCUCGAGUCGGCGCAAAACGUGCACCAGGCUCUACGCCCUGACGGUUUCCUCAUGAUACUCGAGAUGACGGAGAGCCUGCCAUUCGUUGAUAUUGUGUUUGGCCUGCUCGAGGGCUGGUGGCUCUUCAACGAUGGUCGUACCCACGCCGUUGUUACUGCUGAGCACUGGGAGCGCGCUCUGCACGCCUCAGGCUUUGGUCACGUCGACUGGACCGAUGGCAAAAGGCCCGAGAACGCCUUCCAAAAAGUCAUCAUUGCCCUGGCCUCUGGAGGGACGGCAGCUCGUCUCCCUGCGUCUGUAGCAUCUACAGAGAAAACCAAGGUGGUUGAUAGAGGCGAUGUGACGGCCCGCGAGGCCGAAGCUGAACGCCUUGUAGCCUCUUACACAGCCGGUUGGGCCACGCCGGCCCUCGAUUCUGUGGCUAUCGAUGCUUCUACCGCUUCUUCUCCCGCUGCCGCUGUGGUCGUCACUGGCGCUACGGGCAGCCUCGGCGCCCACCUUGUGCAGUCGCUCGCCGAACGCCAGGACGUCGCUAAGGUUAUCUGUGUGAACCGUCAGUCCGGCGUCCCAGCCAAUCAGCGCCAAGCCGAAGCAUUCUCUUCAAGAGGUAUUGCUCUAUCGCCUUCUGCGCAGGAGAAGCUGCGCGUCUAUGAGACCGACACCUCCAAGCCGCAGCUGGGCCUGCCUACUCAGGAAUAUGCUUGGCUGGUCGCGAAUGCCACCCAUAUUAUACACAACGCCUGGCCCAUGAGUGGCACACGCCCACUCAAAGCUUUUGAGCCGCAGCUACAGACCAUGCGCAACCUGCUGGACCUGGCGCGAGAGAUGGCUCUGGGGAAUCCAAAGACUCGUGUCGGCUUCCAGUUUGUGUCCUCGAUCGGUGUGGUUGGCUAUGCGGAUACGUCUGCUAGGCCCCAAGUUCUUGAAGACCGCGUGCCAAUAGCAUCUGUCAUGCCCAGUGGCUACACCGAGGGCAAAUGGGUAUGCGAGCGCAUGAUAGACGAGACGUUGCACCGCUACCCACGUCUGUUCCGCGCCACCGUCACUCGCCCCGGCCAGAUCAGCGGCUCCAGUCGCAGCGGCUUCUGGAACCCGGUCGAGCACUUUGCCUUCUUGGUGAAGAGCUCACAGGCUUUACGUGUGUGGCCCGACCUGUGUGGUCGCUUGCAGUGGCUGCCCGUUGACCGCAGCGCCGGCGUGAUGGUGGAUUUGCUACAACUGGAAAACAGUGGCGAUGCAGCUGCGUACCCCGUCUAUCAUAUUGACAACCCGGUUGGCCAGCCGUGGGAAGAAAUGUCGCCCGUGCUGAUAACGGCCCUCGAUAUCCCUCCCCAGAACGUGAUCUCCUUUGCCGACUGGAUCAUGCGCGUGCGUCGCUCGCCGCUCUCGGGCGACGAAAAUCCGGCUGCUCGUAUCAUUGACUUUCUUGACAGCCACUUUGAACGCAUGUCUUGUGGAGGCAUAAUCCUUGACACUCAGAAAGCAAAGGAGCACUCAGCCACGAUGGCAGUUCAGGGCCUUGUCAGUGAUGAUAUUGCGCGGGCAUAUGUAGCAUCCUGGAAAGCUAUGGGGUUUCUGAAGUAG
This is a messenger RNA of Trichoderma aggressivum f. europaeum, 8160 nucleotides long. RefSeq names its product transcriptional regulator family: Helix-turn-helix. The coding region runs from base 1 to 8160 and encodes 2719 amino acids. Gene Ontology annotation, molecular function: phosphopantetheine binding; fatty acid synthase activity; 3-oxoacyl-[acyl-carrier-protein] synthase activity. The record is from RefSeq and is a predicted model, not a curated record. The transcript has a single exon. Gene Ontology annotation, biological process: fatty acid biosynthetic process; secondary metabolite biosynthetic process. Lineage: Eukaryota; Fungi; Ascomycota; Sordariomycetes; Hypocreales; Hypocreaceae.